AUGUCGACCCUCGAGCCAAUCGUUCUAUACGGCCAUAGUUUCGCUCCCAAACCGGUGAAAGUGGCCAUGAUCCUUGAAGAGCUAGAAAUCCCUUAUGAGACGGUCACGGUCGAUCUUACCAAAGUGAAAGAAGAGCCCUACAUCUCCAUCAACCCCAACGGCCGGCUCCCUGCCAUCAAAGAUCCUAACACGGGCAUUACUCUGUGGGAGUCGGGCGCCAUCAUCGAGUACCUUGUCGAGCAGUACGACACCGACCAUAAGCUCACGUAUUCAUCAACACCCGAAAAGUUCCUGCUCAAGCAAUUUUUGCACUUUCAAAUGUCGGGACAGGGGCCAUACUUUGGCCAGCUAGGUUGGUUCAAGAUGUACCAUCCAGAAGACGUGCCGAGCGCCAAGGAGAGGUACGAGGGGCAGACUGUAAGAGUUUUACAUGUCCUGGAUUUCGUGCUGAAGGGAAAGAAGUAUCUCGUUGGAGACAAGGCGACAUACGCUGACAUCGCCUUCAUGUCCUGGGACUACGUGGCCCGGCUCUUGCUCGGAGAGGCGUGGAACGAAAAGUAUGCCAUCAACUCCAAAUACCCCGACUACGCCGCAUGGGUGGAGCGAAUUAGGGCUCGGCCAGCCGUAGCUAAGAUGGUGGAGGUUAUGGAGUCGGAGAGGUUGAAGGAGAGGAGUGGUUAG
Colletotrichum truncatum is the source of this 681-nucleotide messenger RNA. NCBI's taxonomy places the organism in Eukaryota, Fungi, Ascomycota, Sordariomycetes, Glomerellales, Glomerellaceae. The record is from RefSeq and is a predicted model, not a curated record.